This is a messenger RNA of Clunio marinus, 1504 nucleotides long. NCBI's taxonomy places the organism in Eukaryota, Metazoa, Arthropoda, Insecta, Diptera, Chironomidae. The record is from the annotation of a GenBank genome assembly.
GAGUCUCGUUAAAUGCAAGCUUUGUUUAUAAGUCUGAAAAUAUUAAAAUACGAAAAAUAAAUUGAAAACUACGUUGAUAUAUAUCAUAAAUUAACAUUAAAAAUCGUUCUUCAUCCAUCGAAAACAAAAUGGAUCUGAGUUUGGAUGAGUUAAUCAAGAAAAAUAAGAAAAGCAAAAAUUUGGGCUCCAGAAAAAAAUUAACCACUAAGCCAGGAGCUAAAAAGGAAGUAAACAUCAAAGGAAAGCCAGGCUUGAAAGCAAAGACACAAUCACCAAAGGGUCCAAAAACUUUACUGGAUGCUCGUUCAAAAAUAAUCCAAAAGAAGCGCCAUAAGAUUCGAGAUGCUCGAGAUAUCAUCGCUCAGAAUGCAAAAAAGUCAAUCAGAGAUGCUCGAGAAUUAUUGUCAACAUCUAAAAAAUCUCCAGUGACACGAACGGGUGCUCGCCCUGCAAAAAAAGUUUCAAUUCCUCGUAGCCGACCAAACCAUCCAGUAAGACAACUUUCCAACCUCAUGAUGGUUGAUGACUUGGAUCUCAAUGAAUUGCAAUUAAAACCAACUGGCAACUUGAAACGUACCGUUCACAACGAAUUUGCAAGCAUCCCACCUACCAUGCCAAAAUUGCCUAGCUUCAGCAUCACUCAGGAACUCCCACGCCUUUCACCAGAUCCUUUCGAUUGUUAUGUUGUUCCAACACGUCGACCUGUUCCAGUUGCACCACUUCGUACUGAGAGAAUUGAGCGCUUUCAACCAGGUCGUAUAAUGAGUGCACAUAUGGAUGCUUACGAACCUCGCAAAUCAAUUUUAAGACCAUCGCAAUUAGAUGAGCAUGACGAUCGAUUCGAAAGCGAUCGCUACUUCUCCUCAUCAAGUGACGGCGUUCGAUCUCGUUUAUAUAAUGAUCGAGAUCGUAAUGAAUCAGCUGGAAUCUUUGCAAAGCUUCCUGUUCGCGGGACUUCGCCGCCUCAAGCUCAGAUUGGCCAUCGAAUUAUUAUUUCAAACUUGCACACGUCAGUCACUGAGAGUGAUGUUUGUGAGCUUUUCGAAGAUGUUGGACCGCUUGUUUCAGCACACAUGGUACGACCUGGAAUUGCUGAAGUUGUGUACAAAAAUCUUGGUGAUGCUGAGGAAGCUGUCGAAACUUAUCACAAUCGUCAACUGGAUGGUCAGCCGAUGAAGUGCAUGCUUGUCCGCUCAAGUGCUAAACCAGCUUAUUCGAGAUUGGACGAUUACGCUCCAGCUCGUUUGGUGAAAAAAAUGUAAGACUUUUAUUGGGAACGUUCACUUUCGUUAUCAUAGCUUACAAUUUCAACCAUUCACUUCUCUAUUAAACUAUUAUAACUAUUGAAAUCAAUUUCUCAGAAUUGUCACAGAAAUAUUUGAUGAAUUGCAUAAUUUGAAAUUUCAUUUAAGAUUUGAUGAACGUUCCCUUAAAACAGAAAUGAAAUUUAAUAAUUACAAUAAAAUUAAUAAAUACAAAACUUUCAAUGGAAUUUCAUAUCAAA